This is a messenger RNA of Sorex fumeus (smoky shrew), 738 nucleotides long. RefSeq names its product lymphotoxin alpha (gene LTA). NCBI's taxonomy places the organism in Eukaryota, Metazoa, Chordata, Mammalia, Eulipotyphla, Soricidae. Gene Ontology annotation, biological process: immune response. Bases 1 to 738 code for a protein of 245 amino acids. Gene Ontology annotation, molecular function: tumor necrosis factor receptor binding. The transcript has 5 exons. Gene Ontology annotation, cellular component: membrane. The record is from RefSeq and is a predicted model, not a curated record.
AUGGGCAUCCUGUUCGACACACCCCGGCCCAGAACCCGCCCGCCGCCUGCCACGCUGCACCGCUGCUUCCUCUAUAAAGGGACCCAGGCAUCCGAGCCCAGCAGCCCCGCACAGCAGGUUCUCCCCAUGACUGCAUCUGGACAUCUCUACUUCCUGAGGGCAGGCGGGGGCGCCCCCCUCCUCCUCCUUCUGGGGCUGCUGCUGGUCCUACCACCUGAGAUGCAGGGGCUCCCUGGCAUUGGCCUCUCACCCUCGGGUGCCAGAAAGGCCCAUGAGCACCUCCAGAACCGCCUCACCCAGCACACCCUCAAACCUGCUGCUCACCUUGUCGGAGACCCCAGCACCCAGGAGUCCCUGCGCUGGCAAGCAAACACGGAUCACGCUUUCCUCCGCCACGGCUUCUCUCUGAGCAACAAUUCCCUCCUGGUCCCCGCCAGCGGUCUCUACUUCGUCUACUCCCAGGUGGUCUUCUCCGGAGACGGCUGCCCCACCGAGGCCAGCCCUCGCUACCUGGCGCACGAGGUGCGGCUCUUCUCCUCCCAGUACCCCUUCCACGUGCCUCUCCUCAGCACCCAGAAGUCCGUGUGCCCCGGCCUGCAGGGACCCUGGAUGCGCUCCAUGUAUCAGGGGGCCGUGUUCCUGCUCAGCAGGGGAGACCAGCUGUCCACCCACACCGAGGGCAUCGCCCACCUGUUCCUCAGCCCCAGUAGUGUCUUCUUUGGGGCCUUUGCUCUGUAG